AUGUAUAUUAUAUUUUUAUGAGCGUUGUUGCCUGAAACCAGAUCUUUUGCCUUAGAUUUACAGUAAUAAAGGAAUAGCACGAACAGCACGAAACCGCUCGGAGAAAUGAUUGGUGCCUUUUUUGUUUAGAAGUUUUGUGUCACUUCAGGAAUUUGCUUGCAGUCGAGGAAUUUUCUUUUUCGUCACUGACUUUAAGUCCUGACAUUCGAUUUGAUUUGCCGUUGGAUGUAUUGAUCUCCCAAAGCAUGUGGAACGGAUUACUAUACUGACCCUGAACCAGUUCACCUGCAGCCCCUGAGAAACUCCAUGAAAUUAAUGUAAUUCUUUGAAGGAGAACCACACAACAGCCUUUCCGAUGGUGAUCACUUCAUCCGUGGAGGAGAAGCCGCAGUCUUCGAACAGAAUGGUCGCCAAUCUGUCGACCGACUCCUGGGUCGGCAGUUCGGAUCAGAAUCGAUUUGUACCGCCGUCGCACCUGCUCAGAAAGCCGUCAAAAAGUUCAGGAUGUAUGCCCCCCUCCUCGUCCCUGUGUUUCUCCCCCGCUGAGCGAAACAUGUCGAGCCAGCACACUCAUCCUGGAUUAGGCAACAUCCAGUCCAUGGCAGAACAGCAGCAGGUGCUGUCCGAUAUGACCAUUCUGCAACGGAGGAUCCCCCCGAGUUUUCGAGAUCCAGCGAGUGCACCGCUUAGAAAACUCUCCGUCGAUCUCAUCAAGACUUACAAGCACAUCAAUGAGGUGUACUACACGAAGAAGAAGCGACGGGCGCAGCAGGUCCCGCCAGAGGACUCCAGCACCAAAAAAGAGCGGAAAGUUUACAACGACGGCUACGACGACGACAACUACGACUACAUCGUGAAAAACGGGGAGAAGUGGCUCGACCGUUACGAGAUCGACUCGCUCAUCGGCAAGGGCUCCUUCGGACAGGUGGUGAAAGCGUAUGAUCACCAUGAGCAGGAGUGGGUGGCCAUCAAGAUCAUCAAAAACAAGAAAGCCUUUCUGAACCAGGCGCAGAUCGAGCUCCGGCUCCUCGAGCUUAUGAACAAACACGACACGGAAAUGAAGUACUACAUAGUCCAUCUGAAGAGACACUUCAUGUUCCGGAAUCACCUGUGCUUGGUGUUCGAGCUGCUCUCCUAUAACCUGUACGACCUGCUGCGUAACACUAACUUUCGGGGUGUCUCCCUCAACCUGACGCGGAAGUUUGCUCAGCAGCUGUGCACGGCGCUGCUCUUCCUGGCCACGCCCGAGCUCAGCAUCAUUCACUGCGACCUGAAGCCCGAGAACAUCCUGCUGUGCAACCCCAAACGCAGCGCCAUCAAGAUCGUCGACUUCGGCAGCUCCUGUCAGCUCGGACAGAGGAUUUAUCAGUACAUACAGAGCCGGUUCUAUCGCUCACCCGAGGUUCUGUUAGGGAUGCCGUAUGAUCUGGCCAUUGACAUGUGGAGUCUUGGCUGUAUCCUGGUGGAGAUGCACACGGGGGAGCCCCUGUUCAGCGGCUCCAAUGAGGUGGAUCAGAUGAACAAGAUCGUGGAGGUGCUGGGCGUUCCUCCCAACCACAUGCUGGAUCAGGCUCCUAAAGCGCGAAAGUAUUUCGAUAAGCUCUCAGACGGCCUGUGGACCGUCAAGAAGAACAAGGAUAUAAAGAAGGUACUUUAUCCUUCAGCCUCCGAGUACAAACCUCCCGCCACUCGGCGUCUCCAUGAGAUUUUGGGGGUGGAAACCGGCGGCCCCGGGGGCAGGCGAGCGGGAGAGCAGGGCCACGCCCCGUGCGAUUACCUGAAGUUCAAGGACCUCAUCCUGCGCAUGCUGGACUACGACCCGAAGACGCGCAUCACGCCCUUCUACGCGCUGCAGCACAACUUCUUCAAGAAGACCACGGACGAGGGAACGAACACCAGCAGCUCCACCUCCACCAGCCCGGCCAUGGACCACAGCCACUCCACCUCCACCACCAGCUCCGUGUCCAGCUCGGGUGGAUCUAGCGGUUCUUCCAAUGACAACCGAAACUAUCGGUACAGCAACCGAUACUACAACAGCGCCGUCACACACUCGGACUACGAGAUGCAGAGCCCACAGGCUCCGUCUCAGCAGCAGCUGCGGAUUUGGCCGGGCAGCGACAGCAGCGAGUCCUCGUACCCGCAGCUCCUGCUGCACAAACCCGCCGCCACGCAGCAGCGCCACUUCCUGGGCGGCGCGGCCAUGAUGGAGACUCUGCACCCGCACCCGGUCUACGGCCGACAGCUCCGGCAGCAGGGCCCGGCCCAGGGUCAAGGGCCCCAGGGCCCGGGCUCGCAGGGCCAAGGGCUGCAGGGCCAAGCGAUGAUGUCGUCGCCGCAGUCGUCGUCGCAGGACAGCAUCGAGCUGAGCCUCAGCAGCCACCAUCAGCAUCACCACCAUCACCAGUUGGCUCCGUCUUCCAUGGCUCCGCCCCUUUCUCUUCCUCCGUCGAGCCUGGACUCCAGCCAGUACGGCUCCUCCAACCUCCACCUGGGGAUCUCCGCCUUUCGGACUAGAACGGCCUCUCAGACGCAGCAGAUCGCACAAGCCCCGCCCACUCAGGACAGCAUGGGCUACGUCCCGCCCUGUUACCCCGGGAACAACAAUAACAACCCCACACAGGGAGGCGGGGUCAUCACCGGGGCCCCGCCCCGAGGCGGGGUCAGACCCGACUCGUCGGAGGAGUCCAUCAUGAUGGGGGGCGGGGGGGGCGGAGGCAGCCAGAGCGCGGCCAACUCUUGAUAAAUCUUGAACAAAUUACGCAAAGCCAUACAGGAAAAAUACAAAAAAAUCUAAAAAGUUUUAACAUAAAUGAUUUAAAAACAGAACACACACACACACAGACAUGUAGUACACACACACACACAUACACACACACACUCAGAAAAACUUGUGAAAUAAUUCUUUUGUUUUGGGUUUAUUUGGUUUGCAUGGGGAGGAGGACAGGGAGACGACGGAGAGCAUUUUUAUUUUCUCGUUUGUGUUUCGGUUAGUCGAUCCUGGAGGACGUGAGCAGAGGGUUUCAGAAGGUUUGUUUUUAUUUUUAUGAUUAUUAUUAAUAUUAUUAUUAUUAGAGGAUUUUAUGUGCGUUUGCAGCGAGAGAUUUUCGUUCUGCUUGUGGUGUUUUUGUUCCGAGGCGCAGAUGAAAGUGUGGAACGUUUGAGGGAGCAGCAGGACCGAUUCUUCACUGUUUUCUCUGACACGGUGCCACCAAAGCGUCCCAGGGUUUCACCGAUUCGGGAUCUGAAUGGUUACGUGAUUUAACGACAUUGAUGCAAACCUGAACGUUUCUGCACGUAGCUCCUGUUCUGUCGGUUAAUUAUCAUGUUAGAAUAUCUGCACCAGGGUUUUGGAUCCUGUUGCUUGUAGGUGCUCGGACGCCUCAUCAUAACCUGCGUGCAUAUUCAUGCCUGGUCCAUCAUUAUCUAUCCAAAAUACGGUGUUCCCCUCUUUUUUUAACCCAAUACAAACAUCAGAGCUUCAGGUAUGAGACGAUGCUGAUCUGAUUCCAAAUUCCUCACAGUAAUCCAGUCCAUUCUGUUCCUGCAACAUCAAAGGCUGGACACUGGUUUGUGUUUAGAAUCUUUGGUUCACCUGUCCCGUAUCCAGGUCCAGUCCUGACCGGGCAUUCUGGGGGCGUAACUGUACCCCCACCCUCUCAUAAACGUGAAUAAAAACAAGCUUGAGGUAUCAGAUGAUGCUGAUCUGACUCCAAAAUCCUCACAGUAACUCGGUCCAUUCUGUUCCUGACGGCUGGGCGCUGGUUUGUAUCUAGUACUGACCUGGCAUUCUGGGGGCAUAACUUUACCCCCACCCAAAAAACCCUCUCAUGAAUGUGAAUAAAACUUCAGCAGGUAGCUCAGCACCAGUCGGGGUUCUUUAUUGAAUUCAUGACUGAACUAAAUGGAACAGUGGUACGUCAGCGGUUAAGGUACUGGACUGGUAACUGGUUUAAACCCAACCACUGCCAGGUUGCCUAAACUCUUUUAAUAACGUCUCUGGGACCCAGGAUGGCAGUGCCCACGUACAGAAGCGAAGAUUAACCAUCCACUCCGGGUCUUAUGGUGCAGAGUAUCUCUGGACCUUUGGGGUAGUUGGUGCCUCCUCAGAGCGUGUUCAGCUCACACAGUAGCUCGGUUUGGCAUCGUUAUUUCACGUCAUAUACCCUGCCCUUCUCCUAGUGGUGGCACCGUGUCAGGGGUGGGUGGUGAAGUUUUGAGAGAGUGAAGGAUCCUGUUUGAUGAUGAUGAUGAAGAAGUCGAGCGCUGAUUGUACAUUCUUUAAUUUAUUGGGAAUCACUACAGGAAGAGAGAGAGGGGGCGAGGCCGACUGAGACGGAGGGGGUUUGGGGGUUUCGUUUCCGUUUCGUUUUAAUUUAUUCGACGUGUUAUUUAUUAUUUUGACAGACAGGCAACACGUACGCAUCACACACACCAACACUCACACACACACACUCAGUUUUUUUAUUCGAUUAUUUUUUUAGGAUCUGAUCUCGCUCGAUUGACACACCGGCUUAUCUGAUCUCAUUACUAUGAAACAAAUAAAAUGAAGCAAAUGAGUAAAACCGUAGUGAAACACACACACACACACACACAGGAGGAAGUGAUACAGCAACAAACAACUAAACACACAACAAAGCGCUCGGCCAGACGGAAAAACCAAAAUGCUUCCCUGUUUUCUUUUGUUUUAAACUAUAUUCUGCCUUCAUCAUCUUUCAUACAUUCUCUCUCUCUGUCUCUCUCUCACUGUCUCGCUCUCUCUCUCUCUCUCUCUCUGUCUCUCUCUCACUGUCUCGCUCUCUCUCUCUCUGUCUCUCUCAGAGUGUUGUACAUGCACACUAAUAAUCACUAAUUUAAUAUAAGAAAUUUGAAACAGAUUUGUACUCGCACCAAAAUUCUCCAGUUCAGAUCUCUGCGGUGCUAUCGACCUGGCGGGGCGUCAGACAGGCACAGUCGGGCGUGUCUGAGGGAGGAAGGUUGACAGGGUUCCUUAACGAUGCUGCAAUUGCGACCUCUGCUGGCUGUUUGACGCUCCUGCACGAGCGGUGGCCGAUUGGCAAAAAGCAUAGCGUGACUUUCCAUAAGGGAUUUGGGUCUCGAAGGGGGUGUGUGCUAGCCUGCGCCUGUCCUUGGUCGGGGUGGGGGUGGUGUGAGCUGCGGAGGAGUUAUAAUGGGGAAUUGGAUACGACUAAUAAGGGGAAAUGCGAAAAUAAUUAUACACAAAUUGUUCUGUGCAUGUAAACACACUUUUCUCUUGGCUUCAUAUUUUGAUACCCAUCAGAAUGCACUUUCUCUCUCUGAUUCUCUCUCUGAUUCUCUCUCUUUCUCUCUCUCUCUUUAUUUUCGGUUUGGUCUGUCCUCCCCGUCUCCCCUCAUUCCCUCUCUGCGGCGCUCUGUGAGUGCCGUCUGCCACCAUCCAAUAAAAACACAAAAACAACAAAAAAACAAAAACAAAAAAAUAAGAGAAUAGAAGAAAGUGAACUACUUUUCUCUCGGCUGCUAUCUCCACUCUAAACCAUGUUCGGAUUGCUGCUACAGAAAAACCACAAAUAAAGAAAUAAAUAAAUGAAAUAAAUAAAUGAUUUUAAGAAAAUUUAACCCUCCUGCUUCAGAGAAAUGAGAAAAAAAGAAAUGAAACCACUGCAUCUCAUGUAUUUAUUACUAUUUAAGAAAAAAAGAGAAAAAAACGAAGCUGUUUUCUGCUGGUAUAUUUUUUAUUUUGUUUGCUUUGGUUUGUUUGGGGGGUUUGAUUCUUUCUUUCGGUUGUUUUGUUUUUCUUGGUACAGGUGAAAGCUUGACAUUUCUAUUCUGUAACGGAAACAUGGUAUUAAACAAGUGCCUCGAUUUCUCGGUCAGCCGCCGGACAGAGUGGAACGGGACGGGGGCGAGUUUGAGCAGGGGUCAGACGAAAUGUAUAGCUUAAAAAAAACAAACAAACAAACAAAUUUUCAAGCCUCAUGUUAUUGUGUAGAGAAGAAAAUUCACUACAGUUCAGAUCCUCGUCCACCAAUCGGAUUCCCCCAUUUGAAGCGAGCCUCAGUAUGACUGACCAAUCCCGGAUCUUUAAUUAACUGAUGACAUCAUCCAUUGUAAUUUGUGUACAUAGCACUCAUGCUUCAUUCAGUUAACGGUUAAGCAAUGGUAGGGUGAAAAAUGUCGUUAUAUAUAUAUAUAUAUAUAUAUAUCUAUAUAUUUUUUCUUCUCAAGGCUGCUUCUGGCGACUGGGAUUGGAACCUGCGACCUUGAAGGCAACAGGACCUGCAAAACUACCUUAACUCUCUCACGUUGGCUCACGUCAGUAACGAUGACUGCUGUCCUUUUUGUUGCGGUUAAAACUUGUAAUCGGUCGACACGGCCGCUUUACUUUGUAUUUUCUCAACGCCAUUCUUCAUGAGAAACAUCAUGUCUGAAGUAUUAUCACAUCAUGGGUUUUUUGGUUUCUCUAUUAAAGAGAAAGUUGCCUCUAA
Trichomycterus rosablanca is the source of this 6464-nucleotide messenger RNA. RefSeq names its product dual-specificity tyrosine-(Y)-phosphorylation regulated kinase 1B (gene dyrk1b). Gene Ontology annotation, biological process: peptidyl-serine phosphorylation; positive regulation of DNA-templated transcription; peptidyl-threonine phosphorylation. The coding region runs from base 356 to 2740 and encodes 794 amino acids. Gene Ontology annotation, cellular component: nucleus. NCBI's taxonomy places the organism in Eukaryota, Metazoa, Chordata, Actinopteri, Siluriformes, Trichomycteridae. Gene Ontology annotation, molecular function: protein serine/threonine kinase activity; transcription coactivator activity; protein serine/threonine/tyrosine kinase activity. The record is from RefSeq and is a predicted model, not a curated record. The transcript is spliced from 11 exons.